CCGCCGGAUCCCACCGGGCCACCGCGCUGCCACCGCCCGGGAGCCGCCUGCGACACGUGCUCCCACUCUGUCCGUGUUCUGGGAACUGCGGGCUCGGUCUCGCGUGCGGGCCUGACUGGGCCAUGGCGGUGGCUGCGGCGGAAACGCGCGUGUUCCUGGAAGUGCGGAGACGGCUACAGAGCGCGCUGCUAAUCCUGGGUGAGCCAGAUGAAGGAGGGAUGCGCCUGGACAUUUCUAUAAUGCCCACCUCUCUCUUAAUGCGAACCCCUGAUGGCUGCACCGAGAUCCAGCUUCCAGCAGAGGUCAGGCUUGUGCCUUCCUCGUGCAGCGGCUUGCAGUACAUCAGAGGAGAUGGGUUGCAUCUGCGUCUGCAGGCCCAUACUGAAUCGAGCCCAGAACUGACUUCGGUGUUUAAUCAAAGCUUGCAAGCCCAAGAAUGUUGCACAUUUUAUUGCCAAUCCUGUGGUGAAGCCACGAUAAAGGACAGGAAGCUCCUCAGGGUACUCCCACUGCCCAGUGAGAACUGGGGUGCUCUGGUUGGAGAGUGGUGCUGUCAUCCAGACCCCUUUGCUAAUAAGCCUCUACAUCCACGAGAAAAUGACUGUUUUACUGGGGACACUUUCUUCUUAGUGAAUUUGAGAAGUGAUUUGGAGCAGGAACCAAAAGCAAAUACCAAAGUCAUUUGUAAGCGUUGCAAGGUUGUGUUGGGAGAGACCGUAUCAUCAGAAACAACUAAAUUUUACAUGACAGAGAUAAUUAUUCAGCCAUCUGAGGGAAGUUUUCCUAACAUACCAAGGUCUCAGUUUGUUCAGAGUGUUGUUGCCCAGUGCCUGGUGGAGCUUUCCUCUACAAGAAGCACUUUUAGAUUCACGAUUCAAGGUCAGGAUGGCAAAGUGUACAUCUUGCUCUGGAUUUUAAACUCAGACAGUUUGGUGAUUGAACAGCUGAGAAGUUCCAGGUGUGUCAGGAAGUUCCCGCUGUUGGAAAAUGCAUCAGAAGCUGACUCCCGCUCUGCCUGGAAUGCAGUCAAAGUCCUCUACCAGCCCUGCAUCAAAGGCAGGAAUGAAGAGCUUGCCAGCUCAUGGGAAAAUGACAUCAGUGUCCACCCUUUAACUUUGCCCUCUGCAACCUGCCUGGAGCUACUGCUGAUGCUGUCGAGGAACAACGCCUCACUGCCUCUGUCCCUUCGCCAAAUGAAUUCCUUUCAGGUGGCCUUUUUGAAGAUAUAGCUGUUGAAGCUUGUAACACGAAAAAAAAUAAAAGACCCAGAGAUUGAUAUUGGGGUUCAAGCUUCAAGAUGAAGAUCAGAAAAGCAAAGCAGCUGGUCACUAGCUCUUACCUCUACCUCAACUCAGACCAAAGGGGCUAUCCUUAAACUGCUCCUGCCUUCACUACUCCUCAGACUGCUAUGCUUUCCUCAAAGUGGCUCGAGACUCCUGAGACUUCCUAUCCUCAAUGUGGCUGGAGAAUGAAUACCAGCUCUGAGACCCUGUUCCUGUCAUAGAUACCUCUCCCAAGCCCUGGGAUUGAGGGUGUCUACCACCACUGCCUGGUUUCUAUACUUUGAGAGGCUGACUUUCUUUCUGACUCCUCAGGCAAGCUUUACAUAAUCAUGAGUGACAUAUCACCACAGCCACUAAGGCUUUCUGGUCUACCAGCAGACAGCUCUCUGGCACAGAGCACAGCCAAGGUCAGGGGUCAGCUCUGUGAGCAUAGCCUGCCGAGAUGAAGGAGAAGCAGAGCUGCAGAAUGAGGCCCUUGUGCUCAAGGUUCCUGUUUGCUUGUCCACAUUUACUCUCUAAGCGUUGACAUUAGAUCCAUGCAAACCCAAGGCUAUGAGGAAAGUUAUAGUAGCAGGUUGUCGGCAGGUUAAGUAUAGAAGUUGCACCUCUACUUCCCACAGAGAGGAAUAUUCAAAUCUGUGCUGUGUCAGCACCACCUGGAAGCAUAUUAGGUAAUGGAAACCCAUCUGUCCUGUGUGAACCAUGAACCACAGCGAGGAACUUCGCUGGGGAGCUGAAUGUUAACUGCUGUAAAUCCUGGGAAACAAACUUUUAAAGAGCUCCGGGUUUGUUUAAAACACAUUUUUGAAAACUGAAAUGUAGAAGUUUUCAUAUCUUAUUCAAAGGAGGUGGUUGUUGGUGUUUGUUGAAUGAGUGAUUAUCCAAUUAAAGUUUUCCUGAGGGU
Molecule: messenger RNA, 2187 nt
Organism: Phodopus roborovskii (desert hamster)
Lineage: Eukaryota; Metazoa; Chordata; Mammalia; Rodentia; Cricetidae
Gene: Ube3d
Product: ubiquitin protein ligase E3D
Exons: 10
Coding region: 123-1229 (368 amino acids)
Biological process (GO): proteasome-mediated ubiquitin-dependent protein catabolic process; protein monoubiquitination; protein polyubiquitination
Cellular component (GO): ubiquitin ligase complex; cytosol; nucleus
Molecular function (GO): ubiquitin protein ligase activity; ubiquitin conjugating enzyme binding; cyclin binding
Source: RefSeq, a predicted model, not a curated record